Messenger RNA from Aspergillus alliaceus, 2813 nucleotides. Its product is annotated as putative sister chromatid separation protein (Src1). The record is from RefSeq and is a predicted model, not a curated record. Bases 328 to 2463 code for a protein of 711 amino acids. Gene Ontology annotation, molecular function: chromatin binding. The transcript is spliced from 2 exons. Gene Ontology annotation, cellular component: nuclear inner membrane. Lineage: Eukaryota; Fungi; Ascomycota; Eurotiomycetes; Eurotiales; Aspergillaceae.
UUUCUCUCUCCUCAAUUCCAUUUGUGUGCCAAUUACAAGGAGCCUCAACGACUUGCUCUGACUCUGAAGGAUAGAUUCGACUCUUUCGAGUCAAAUCGUGAGUUACUCCCUACUACUUACGUGGCUACUACUAGCUCGGUCACUUCGCGUUCGGCCCCGCUUUGUUGCCCUGGAUACCACAACUCUCAACGUGUGCCAUUUGUCAUUUGACGAAUUGCAAACAGCGAUACUCUUUGCCCAAAAAUUUUGAAUGAGCGUCAUCAUCUACAUUCGCUCCUUUACCGAUUAAAUUUGCUGUGGUGAUUAUCGCGACAACCGCUUCUCACCAUGGCGGAUGAUAUGGAUUAUCUCUCCCCUGACUUUGACCUCAAUUCUCUUACGGUACCACGCCUCCGGUCCAUUCUCGUCAGUCAUGAUAUUCCAUACCCGGCUUCCGCGAAGAAGGCACAGCUUAUUCGGAUCCUGGAAGAUGAGGUUAUACCCCAGGCGAGGAGAUUACUUCGGGAACGAGAGCGAGUGAGACGUACCAGCGACGGAAUUACAGAUAUGGGAAGUCGCGCGACGUCAGUAGUCAGUGAUUUCAAUGAUCGACGUGAGGACGAAAACAGAGAUUCCAUGCCUCCCCCACCAACACCUUCGACCGUCUCUACCGCAACUGGGGGAAGGCGAGGACGAUCGAGGAUGAGCACACGGGCCUCGACCGCCGACGUUGAUGAUAGAAAUAUUCCUACUACGCCGUCGACGGCUACUAGACGAACAGCACCGAGAUCAGAGUCGAAACGCAUUCGCCCAUCUGAACUUGAGUAUCGCCACGAUACCCCCACAACACCAGUCGCCGCAGAUACCGUUACUCCUCGAAAGUCGGCUGCUAGAAAGCUACGGAGAAGCCAAAUGACACCUUCGACUGAACCGGAAACUUUUGCGCCGUUGAUUAAAGACGAGCCUAAAGAAGAGAGCGUGUUUACUUAUGACAAUCCAUUCCAAAGUGGAAGUUCUCCAGCUCCCCGGUCCGAUAGGAAGCGAAAGAGUGGUUCAAUGCUCCCAGCUGAAAGCCCCGCCUUGAACCAAGGUUUGCGAGCCAGAACAGCUGACGCGUAUCUCAAGCAGGAAGACGAUGCUAUAGUAUCUAGGCGGUCUUCCUUCCAAUUUCCAGCCUCGAAGCUGGGGUCGCCCCAUAAGGAGCUUGAACCUGUCUCGAAUGAAGAUGAGAGUGAGCUCAGUGCUGGAGAAGAGUUUACACCCGACGAACAAUUAGCAUUAGAAAGGGAACAGGCGGACAUGUGGUACCCUCCUACUACCCGCCCGCAACGAAAGCAAGGUCCUGCGAGUCGCGCGGCCCCUUGGGUGAUUAUAUUCCUGCUUUUCACUGGUUUUGGCGCUUGGUGGCGAAAGGAGAAGAUCGAAAUUGGGUUUUGCGGCAUUGGAAAGCCCACUUGGUCAUUGGCGGAGACCCGAAUCCCUGAAUGGGCGAAUGUCCUAGAGCCACAAUGUGAACCAUGCCCUCCGCACGCAUUCUGCUAUCCUAACUUCGAAGCACUCUGCGAACAUGACUUCCUUCUCAAGGCACAUCCUUUAUCGCUAGGAGGCUUGGUCCCACUUCCUCCGACUUGUGAGCCAGACAGUGAGAAGGCUCGACGCGUCAAAGCUGUUGCUGAUAAAGCCGUGGAGGAGCUGCGUGACCGACGGGCCAAGUGGGAGUGCGGAGAGCUCGCACAUGAUGGUGAAGAAGUAGAAGGACCAGCGAUCAGUGAAUUGGAACUGAAGCAUGAGGUAGGGAGGAAGCGUCGGAAGGGAAUGAGUGAUACCGAGUUCGACGAUUUAUGGAAGGGUGCGUUGGGUGAAAUCAUCGACAGGGACGAGGUCAUUAGCCAAACUAAGUCAUCAUCUUCUGUCCUCACCCUCACCUCGACAUCAGUCAGCCGGCUCCCCCUUACGUGCGCCUUCCGCCGCUACAUCAGACUCUCUCUCCUCGCGUAUCGACUCCCUCUUUCAGUUCUAAUUAUCUGCGCGUGUGCCAUGAUAUAUGCUCGCUCAAGAGUCCUUGCUCAUCAGUCUGAUAUGGCUCGAGUUCCCGAACUAGUAGCCACUACGCUCGAUCGCCUGGCGACACAGGCCGCUUUACAUGCUCGUGGCAAAGCCCAUGAACCGUACAUUCCUAUCGGACAACUGCGCGAUGAUGUGCUUCGGUCUGAACUGCGGGGCAGUCGGCGCGAGGAGCUUUGGCGACGGGUUCGCAACGUGGUCGAGGGAAAUGCGAACAUUCGAGCUGCAGUGCGAGAGGGUCGUGGCGGUGACGUUGCCCGUGUAUGGGAAUGGAUCGGAGGCAUCGGCAGUGUUCGGGGAGAUGAAGGGUCCUCGGCGCUGCAGCAUUUGUCAACCUCUCCUUCUGCGCACAGCCCUCAUCAGAUGGAUGGCCACGUCAAUCUACAUCGUAGAUGGGACGAGGGGAGACCUCUUUACUGAGAACCUUUCUGUAUUUUCUUCGCUCCUUCCCGCUCCCCUUUAUUCCAAGAUCUUUAUUUCUCUAUCAUUAUCCGUGCCUCUUUCUUCUCUUGUGAUUUCGUUUUCUCCGGUUGGAACGGGCUUCCCCUACCUUGUUUCUGAACUUUAUGGAUAUUCUGCGAGAUAGUGGAAUCGGACCGUGAUAGAUGGAUUUUCUUUCUAUUACAUUUCUUGUUUCCUCUCUUUAUUUUCUUUUCCCUUCGAUUUUUAAUUCUGGUGUCGAUAUUACGUUUUACGGCUUGACUAAUUUCUUUUUUUGGGGACAAUGGGAUUCUUCUGAUCUGAUGAAUAAUACGACAUAUCCUUAAUGA